AGGCCGCGCGUCACCCCGCUGCCCGCCCGGCCGCCCCAACGCCGCCCCCACCCGGCCUCCCUGGCCGGCUUCGCCUCCGCGUCCGGAGCGCUCCUCCAGGGGCGCGAUGCCCAGGAAGCAGUGACCGGAGGGAAACAGAUCGCGGGCGGCGGGAACUGCUGCCAUGUCCCACCAAGCUCUCAGCUGCCUGACUGAAAAGGGGGACAGCCCUGGGGAGACCACAGGGAAUGGACCCCCCAGUCUGGCUCACCCCAACCUGGACACGUUCACCCCAGAGGAGCUGCUGCAGCAGAUGAAAGAGCUCCUGGCUGAGAACCACCAGUUGAAAGAAGCCAUGAAGCUAAACAAUCAAGCUAUGAAAGGGCGAUUUGAGGAGCUCUCAGCCUGGACAGAGAGACAGAAGGAAGAACGCCAGUUUUUCGAGAUGCAGAGCAAAGAAGCCAAAGAGCGCCUGAUGGCCUUGAGUCAUGAAAAUGAAAAAUUGAAGGACGAGCUUGAAAAGCUAAGAGGGGAAUCCCGAAGAUCAUUAGAGGACCUGGCUGGUGCCACGUGGCCUCCCAGGGUGGAAGCAGAGCAGGCGGUAGAGCAGCUGAAAGCAAAGGUGGCUCGGCUCCAGAACGAAAAGGCGGACCUGCUGGGCAUUGUCUCCGAGCUGCAGCUCAAGCUCAACGCCAGUGGCUCCUGCGACGACUCCUUUGUAGAAAUUCGGAUGGCCGAAGAAGCUGAAGGGGCAAUGAAAGAAAUCAAGAACAGCUGUCCUACCCUCCCAAGAACGGACUCCCCUGACGCGAGAAAAUCUGUGGAAGGCACCAGAAAGUAUUUGGAAUUUGAAUUGGAAUUAACUGUGAGCCAGCUCCUGCUUUGCCUGAGGGAAGAAAACCAGAAAGUGGAGAGACUUAAAAUUGUGCUCAAAGAAGCCAAAGAAAGAAUUUCAGAGUUUGAAAAGAAAGCAAAUGAUCACUCUGAGAUUGAGACCCAGACAGAGGUGAACACAGAAAAAGAGAAUGAAGAAGAGAAAGACACAGAGACCAUUGGAAGUGAAGUGGAAACAUUGAACCUUCAGGUGACGUCCCUAUUUAAGGAGCUUCAGGAGGCUCAUACAAAACUCAGUGAAGCUGAGCUAAUGAAGAAGAGACUUCAAGAAAAGUGCCAGGCCCUUGAAAGGAAAAAUUCUGCAACUCCAUCAGAGUUGACUGAAAAGCAAGAGCUGGUGUAUAAUAAUAAGAAGUUAGAGCUCCAAGUCGAGAGCAUGCAGUCAGAAAUCAAGAUGGAGCAAGUGAAAACAGAAGAAGAAAAGUCCAAGUUAGCCAUUCUGCAGUUAACACACAACAAGCUUCUUCAAGAACAUAAUAAUGCAUUGAAGACAAUUGAGGAACUAACAAGGAAAGAGUCAGAAAAGGUGGACAAGGCAGUGCUGUGGGAACUAAAUGAAAAACUAGAGCUGGCAGAGAGGGCCCUGGCCUCCAAGCAGCUUCAGAUGGAUGAGAUGAAGCAGAUCAUUGCCAAGCAGGAAGAGGACCUGGACACCAUGGCAGUGCUUAGGGCUCAGAUGGAGGUUUACUGUUCUGAUUUUCAUGCUGAAAGAGCAGCAAGAGAGAAGAUUCAUGAAGAAAAGGAGGAACUGGCAUUGCAGCUCGCAAUUUUGCUGAGAGAGAACAACGCUUUUGAAGAUGAUGGCAGCAGGCAGUCCCUGAUGGAAAUGCAGAGCCGGCAUGGGGCGAGAACUGGUGACCCUGACCAGCAGGCCGACCUUCUUCAAAGAGGAGCUGACAACAGGAACUGGCAGGAACAGCAGCCCCGGAGCAUUCCGAUCCACUCUUGCCCCAAGUGUGGGGAGGUCCUGCCUGACAUAGACACCUUACAGAUCCAUGUCAUGGACUGCAUCAUUUAAGCGUUAGUGUGUCAUCUCCCCACACUCUUGGUAAAUGUCAGGUUUCUUCCUCCAAGACCUGUACUUUUGUCUUGUUUUCCCUCAAAUAUUUUGCCUCAUUAUGCUUGUUUUAGAAGAAAGAAAGUGCAUCUAUUCUAAAAAAGAAAACUUCGUGGAUUUCCCAUGAAAUCACCAAAUAGAAUACUUCAUUACCACCCUUGGGAAUCUGAAUUCCCUGGUUUCUGUGUUGUUUGUGCAAGCAGCUGCACUGUUCAUGUGGUUCCUCAGGAUGGGACAUCAUGACAGAGCCUACAGAAUUAGAUGCCAGAAGCUUCUCUGAUCAAUUUUUGGUUUUGGUUUUGUUUUCUUUUGUGUUUUGAGACAAGGUCUCACUCUGUAGUUCAGGCUGGUGUUGAACUCACUGUGUACCCCAGCCUGGCCUUGAACUUGUGGUGAUCCUCCUGCCUCAGCCCCCAGAGUGCUGGCAUUACAGGCCUGCACCUCUACAUCCAGCUCUACUGAUCGAUUUUAAGGACCUUUUGUGAAGGGGGAAAAUGAAGUAGUCACAGAUUUAAUCAGGAAAGAACAUCUUUGAAGCAUUUCUAAGUAAAUUAUAUUACUGCUUUCCUUCAUCUAUUUAAAAUGGAUUUUGGGGGGGUUGUGUGUUUGUGUGUAUGUUGUAGGUUUAUUGCAGCCACAGUAAUUGUUCCGAAGUUACAUGUCUCUUUUCAUCUGACCACUUGAGCUUUCAGUUAAUAUUAGGACAUGUGAAAAACAUUACUGGCAUACAUGACACUAAGCUCACUAAAUUUCUUAUAACCAUU
Messenger RNA from Heterocephalus glaber (naked mole-rat), 2694 nucleotides. RefSeq names its product optineurin (gene Optn). The record is from RefSeq and is a predicted model, not a curated record. Gene Ontology annotation, molecular function: K63-linked polyubiquitin modification-dependent protein binding. Gene Ontology annotation, biological process: Golgi ribbon formation; regulation of canonical NF-kappaB signal transduction; protein localization to Golgi apparatus. Gene Ontology annotation, cellular component: Golgi apparatus; cytoplasm; nucleus. Lineage: Eukaryota; Metazoa; Chordata; Mammalia; Rodentia; Bathyergidae.